Molecule: messenger RNA, 622 nt
Organism: Musa acuminata AAA Group (dessert banana)
Lineage: Eukaryota; Viridiplantae; Streptophyta; Magnoliopsida; Zingiberales; Musaceae
Exons: 4
Coding region: 44-457 (137 amino acids)
Source: RefSeq, a predicted model, not a curated record
GUGUGUUUGUUUGUGGCCGAAGAGAAACAAGUAGUAGGCAGAGAUGGGUUCUCUCAUGGCAGGAUGGUCGUCACCCGUUUUGGAUCCGGAAACAGUUCGACACAGGAGGAACAGAUCACUGACGAAAGAAGAGAUCGAGAUCUACCGGAGUUCUCACGGGCGAGUCGAAGGAGAAAAAGGCCCGUACGAGUCGCGAUCAGCUCCGAAUUCUCCAAAACGGCAUCAGGAGACGGAUGAGUUAGACCUGAGGAGGUCUCUGUUGUGGCACCAACUCCAGAACACCGAGCCCGCGGCGGAGCCGUUGCCGGACAAUCCCACCAACACCGGCGACUGGUGGACAAGGAGCAAUUCGGCCUUCCUGAACGAGCCGCCGCGCGAGGAGGCGGACGUCGCGGCGCACAAGUACACGGCUCAGUUCCAUGUCGCCGAGCUCGCCACCAAGAAAGCCCGUGCUUAGCUCCUAUGCCGGACGACAUGAUCUUGCGGUGUUCGAGUUCCGAUGUCGAGAUGGUCGGAGAAAUGGCAGAACAAGCUUAUUUGUGUGAUAUAUAUAUAUUGCAUCGACCAAUUGGUCUUAUCGAUGUAUAUAUAUUGAUAUAACUAUAUAUUUAUGUGUGUGUAA